AUGAAUUUUCUCAAACUUCAAAGAAAAUACCCGGAGUUUCCGCAAAGCGAACUGUUUGGUUUACAGGAUGCUUUCCGUAAGCUGGAUAUAGAUGACAAAGGCUACCUUGAUGAGUCGACAGCGAUCAAAGCAACCCAGCAGUCUGAGCGCCAGCCCUAUGAUGUGGUGAGAGCAGCUCUCAAGGAGGUGGAGCUCGACAGCUCACGCCGCGUGGAAUUUGAAGACUAUGUCGAUCUCAUUUCCAAGGUCCGAGGAGCCGGUGCAGCACCUGCCAAAGUACCAAAUCCAGUUCAAGCAGCCAGCCCCGGUGCAGGCCCUGUCAGCGGCUCUUCUCGCCAUGUAUCCAAAGGAAGCAUCGGCGGCAAGAUCCACGUCCAAGGCUCAUCCGCAAACGUGACACAUACAAUCAAUGAGGACGAGAGAACCGAAUUUACGAGACACAUUAAUGCGGUCCUCGCCGGCGAUCCAGACAUUGGCAAUCUUCUGCCUUUCCCAACCGACACCUUCGAGAUGUUUGAUAAAUGUAAGGAUGGCUUGGUCUUAGCAAAGCUUAUCAAUGACAGCGUGCCGGAUACCAUUGAUGAACGUGUCUUGAACAAACAGGGCACCAAGAUCAAACAAUUGAACGCCUUCCACAUGACAGAGAAUAACAACAUCGUUAUCAACUCCGCAAAAGGCAUCGGUUGCUCAGUCGUCAACAUUGGAAGCGGUGACAUUAUUGAGGUUAGAGAACAUUUGAUUCUGGGUUUGAUUUGGCAGAUCAUUCGUCGUGGUCUCUUGGGAAAGAUUGACAUUAAGCUACAUCCCGAGUUGUAUCGGCUGCUUGAGGAGGAUGAGACUCUGGAGCAGUUCUUACGACUACCCCCUGAGCAGAUCCUGCUUCGGUGGUUCAACUAUCACUUGAAGAAUGCGAAAUGGGAACGAAGGGUCAACAACUUUUCCACCGAUGUCAAAGAUGGAGAGAACUACACUGUAUUGCUUAACCAACUUGCACCGGAUCUAUGUUCUCGAUCACCUUUGCAGACAAGAGAUCUGUUGCAACGCGCCGAACAGGUCUUGACCAACGCGGAGAGGUUAGAUUGCCGCAAGUUUUUGACUCCGACAUCACUGGUCGCUGGUAACCCCAAACUCAAUUUAGCCUUCGUUGCCAAUCUUUUCAACACUCACCCUGGUUUGGACCCUAUCACAGAGGAAGAGAAGCUCGAGGUGGAGGACUUCGAUGCAGAAGGCGAAAGAGAGGCCCGCGUGUUCACUUUGUGGCUAAACUCCUUGGAUGUGCAGCCCGCUGUCAACUCCCUCUUCGACGACCUUCGAGACGGCACAAUUCUUCUUCAAGCUUACGACAAGGUUAUCCCUGGCAGUGUCAACUGGAGACAUGUCAACAAGCUUCCAGCUUCUGGUGGAGAGAUCCUCCGCUUUAAGGCGGUGGAGAACACAAACUACGCAAUCGAACUUGGAAAACAGAACCGCUUCUCCCUCGUCGGUAUUCAAGGUGCUGAUAUCACUGAUGGGCAACGAACAUUGACAUUGGGCUUGGUGUGGCAGCUUAUGCGAAAAGAUAUCACGAACACUCUAUCCUCCCUAGCACAGCGAUUGGGCAAGCGUGAAAUCACGGAUGCCGAAAUGAUUCGGUGGGCUAAUGAUAUGUCACAAAAGGGAGGCGGCAAAUCGACUAUACGCAGCUUCAAGGAUGGGUCUAUCGGCACCGGUAUUUUCCUUUUGGAUGUCUUGAGUGGCAUGAAGAGCAGCUAUGUCGAUUAUGACUUGGUUACCGCGGGACGCACUCCUGAGGAUGCAUAUGCAAAUGCAAAACUCAGUAUCAGUAUUGCCAGAAAAAUGGGCGCAACUAUCUGGCUGGUGCCUGAGGAUAUCUGCCAAGUCAGGUCUCGGCUUGUCACAACUUUUAUUGGUUCAUUGAUGGCCACUUUCGAGAAGAUGUGA
Messenger RNA from Talaromyces marneffei, 1941 nucleotides. RefSeq lists its product as uncharacterized. The transcript has 5 exons. The record is from RefSeq and is a predicted model, not a curated record. Gene Ontology annotation, molecular function: actin filament binding. Lineage: Eukaryota; Fungi; Ascomycota; Eurotiomycetes; Eurotiales; Trichocomaceae. Gene Ontology annotation, biological process: actin filament bundle assembly; actin filament network formation. Bases 1 to 1941 code for a protein of 646 amino acids. Gene Ontology annotation, cellular component: actin filament bundle; actin filament; cytoplasm.